AUGAACGCUAUAGUGUGUGUAAUUGUUGUGUCCAUCGUUGCUUUAUCGUCAAAUGGCUUCUUAUUUAACGACAAAGAGGACAUCAUACUAGUACCCUCGGUUGCUUUUCGAGAUCAUUCACCAACAGGACAAAGUUCAGGUUGGAUACUACAUAAUCAAGGUUGGUACUAUGAAGAUAAUCCUGUACAAGCAACGAUAAUGACAAAAGCCUUAUCUAUCGGAAUAAAAAAUGUUGAUAAAGAACGUAUAAGACUAUUCACAGCAAGUGGUGAAGAUGAUAAGAAAUUAUGUGUUGAAGGUUUAAACAGAGCUAUGUGUACGAAAACUGAUGAUGAAGGUAGAAUAAAAAAUACUUUUCAAAUGACAAAAGAAGAAGUUCAAUCGUUUAUUCAACCGGGAGGAAAUGGGGGUAAAGUAACAUAUACAGUUUCAACACCAAAUAAAAAACUUCAAGCAAAAGGUGAAAUUUAUUUAUGCGAUGAUAAUGGUAUAUCGUUCAUUAGUGAUAUUGAUGACACAAUUAAAGUGACUGGUGUCACAAGCACAGCAGCUGUACUAGCAAAUACAUUUGCUGGUGAAUACAAGUCUAUUGAAAAAAUGGCUGAUGCUUAUCGUUAUUGGGAGAAAAGAUACAAUGCAACAUUUUCAUAUUUAACCGCUUCACCUGAUCAAUUGUACCCGUUUUUACGAGAAUUUUUAGAUAGAGAAAAUUUUCCAAGUGGAAGUGCUCAUAUGCGUCAUUUUACGUGGUUCGAUGUUAAUUUCAUCCAAUUUUUUAUGUCGGCUAAUUAUAUUAAAAGUAAAACGGACACACUUAACAUGUUCAUGAAAAAUACAAAAAAUCGUCAAUUUGUAUUAAUUGGUGACAUCUUUCAAAAGGAUCCUGAUAUUUAUGCCGAUGUCUACAAUGCCUAUUCUGAUCGUAUUUUGAAAAUAUUUAUCCGUAAAGAGCAGAACGAUGACAGAGGAAUUGAACGAUUAGAAGAAGUAUUUAAAAAUGUACCACGAGAAAAAUGGACCGCAUUUGAAAAUGGUGAUGAUCUACCGAAAGAUAUAUUCGUCUAA
Didymodactylos carnosus is the source of this 1065-nucleotide messenger RNA. The record is from the annotation of a GenBank genome assembly. Lineage: Eukaryota; Metazoa; Rotifera; Eurotatoria; Philodinida; Philodinidae.